Molecule: messenger RNA, 2916 nt
Organism: Spodoptera littoralis (African cotton leafworm)
Lineage: Eukaryota; Metazoa; Arthropoda; Insecta; Lepidoptera; Noctuidae
Source: the annotation of a GenBank genome assembly
AUGUGGACCACUAAAACAUUUCUAACCAAAACAAAGCGCGGCAAUAUAAUAAAAAUUGUAAGAGAACAUUAUUUACGAGAUGAUUUGCUGUGUGGAUCUGCUGCGUGUAACACGUGUCCUCAUAAAGAUGACGAGUUUGUGUUAGACGGUAAACCGAAGUCAAUAUGCACAUUGUUCUCAUAUCCUCACUACCUGAUCCUCGACACGAAUGUAGUGCUUCAUCAGAUCGACGUUCUGGAAGAAGACGCAUUAUCAAACGUUAUUAUACUGCAAACUGUGUUGGAAGAAGUGAAACAUCAAAACACUGCGAUAUACCAGAGACUGUUGGAGAUCAUAGCUAACAAGAAAAGAAAGUUUUAUUCCUUCGUUAAUGAGCACCAUAAGGACACCUACAUAGAAAGGAAUCCAGGUGAAAAACAAAAUGAUCGUAAUGACAGAGCAAUCCGUAAGGCAGCGGUCUGGUAUGAGACACAUUUGAGUAUCAACAGCGUUGUGGGACAGUUCCCUAAGAUUGUGUUACUCACUGAUGAUGAGAACAACAGGAAGAUUGCUCAGGAAGAAGGCAUAGUCUGUUGUUCUAUCAAGGAUUACGUUGAAAAUGUGACUGGCUUCAUAGGCCUUCUAGACAAACUGUCAAAGAAUGUGGCACCAGAGGCAUGUUCAAAGGAUGCUCUAUACCCUGCACAUUUGACUCCGGCUCAGAUCCAUGAAGGUAUAAGGGGUGGGAAACUUCAUCAAGGUACUUUCAGAGCUUCUCGGGAUAAUUUCUUGGAAGGCACUGCUGUUAUCAAUGGAUUUGAGAAACCUAUCUUAUUACAAGGACACAGUGGUAUAAACAGGGCAGUUGAUGGAGACUCCAUAGCCAUAGAAAUAUUCCCUGAAGAAGAAUGGAGACGUCCAAUGGACAUUGUUCUAGAAGAUAAGGCUGAUGAUGAUCCUGGUGACCAAUUGGAAGAAGAAGCAGUUUUACUAAAGAAUACGAAGCCCGUUGAGAAAGGCGAUGAUGAAAUCACACCAACUGGCAGGGUUGUUGGGAUCAUAAGGAGGAAAUGGAGGCAGUACUGUGGUAUAUUAAUGAGGAGCAAGUUUCCAGGAGCCACUCGCCACUUAUUCGUACCAGCUGAGAAACGUAUACCCCGCGUCCGUAUAGAGACACGUCAGAGCGAUGUGUUGGCCAGUCAACGCAUACUGGUCGCGCUCGACUCUUGGCCUAGGAACAGUCGCUACCCACUCGGACACUUUGUCAGAGCUCUCGGACAAAUUGGUGAUAAGAACGCUGAGAACGAGGUGAUAUUGUUAGAACACGAUGUGCCUCACGCAAGGUUCAGUGAAGCUGUGCUGGCUUGUCUACCACCCAACGACUGGACUAUCCCUGAGGAGGAAAUUAAAAAGCGCGUCGAUCUGCGGUCGGAAUGCAUUUGUUCAGUGGACCCGCCCGGCUGUACGGACAUAGACGACGCGCUGCACGCGAAGGCCCUGCCCGGCCUCACGGACGACGGACUCAAACGGUACGAGGUCGGCGUCCAUAUUGCUGACGUCACCCAUUUCGUCCGACCUAACACCGCGCUAGACAAGGAAGCUGCUAACAGAUCUACGACUGUCUAUCUUGUUGGACGCAGGAUUGAUAUGGUGCCAGAUUUGCUAAGUUCAAACUUAUGUUCGUUACGAGGCGGCGAGGAGCGUCUGGCUUUCUCUUGCGUCUGGGAAGUAGACGAGAAUGCCAAUAUUCUACAUACCAAGUUUCAUAAAAGUGUCAUAAAAUCAGCAGCAGCGAUGACAUACGAGGAAGCUCAAAUAGCGAUAGAUGACAAGUCACGGAAUGACGCCAUCGUGUCUUCUCUCAGGAUAUUGAACGCACUCGCCAAGAAACUCAAUAAAAAACGUCUUGACAACGGAGCCUUGUCGCUAUCCUCACCUGAAAUCAGGUUUCAGAUCGACUCAGAAACACACGAUCCCGUGGAAGUACAAGCGAAGAAGAUUCUGGACACAAACUCGAUGGUGGAAGAGUUCAUGUUGCUGGGCAACAUAAGCGUGGCGCAGCGGCUGGCGGCGGAGUUCCCGCAGUGCGCGCUACUGCGGCGACACCCCGCGCCGCCGCCCGCCAACUUCCAUACUUUCUUGAAGGCUGCUAAACAACAGGGCUUUGAUCUGGAUGUAUCGACGAACAAGGCAUUCUCCAAAUCCCUGGACUCGGCAGUGAUCCCAGGCCGUCCGUUCUUCAACACACUACUGCGCAUCAUGGCGACGCGUUGUAUGCAACAAGCGCAAUACUUCUCCAGCGGGAGCAAGACUGUCGAGGAGUACUACCAUUAUGGUCUCGCCUGUCCUAUUUACACACAUUUCACGUCGCCCAUCAGACGUUACGCGGACGUGAUAGUGCACCGCCUGUUGGCGGCCAGCGUGGGCUGCGACGUGACGCACGCCGCGCUGCUGGACACGAAGCUGGCCGCCGCCCUCUGCGACAACCUCAACUACCGACACCGGCAGGCGCAGUACGCUGGACGGGCUUCUGUUACUAUGAACACACAUAUCCUAUUCAACAAACGCGUGGAGGUAGAGUUGGCAAGUGUACUCGCCGUGAAACGGAACGCGGUGCACGUGCUUAUACCGAAGUAUGGGCUCGAGGGGCCUUUAUACCUGCCUUCUGAUAAGUUCACAUAUAAUGAAGAGGAACACAUCCAGACAUGCGGAGACAUAGUACUGAAGACAUUUGAUGAACUCACGGUUCGUCUUAGCCUGGACAGUAGCAAUCUUCAACAUAGAAAACUGGUUUUCGAGCUGGUGAAGCCACAUAUUCCAGGGUUCAGUGUCGACACCAUGGAAGUUGAAGAUACCAAGACAGAAACGGAGAAAGAACAGAAAAAACGCAAAGAAGAGACUCCGGCUAAGAGCAGUAAAAAGUCUAAAAAGAAAUGA